Messenger RNA from Salvelinus fontinalis (brook trout), 7793 nucleotides. Its product is annotated as mucin-12-like. Lineage: Eukaryota; Metazoa; Chordata; Actinopteri; Salmoniformes; Salmonidae. Bases 1 to 2082 code for a protein of 693 amino acids. The record is from RefSeq and is a predicted model, not a curated record. The transcript has a single exon.
AUGCAGCGUCUUCGUGCGUCUGAAGCCGCUGCAGCCGAGGCGGCAGCGGCGGGAGGGCAGGGGGGAGGAAGAGGUGAGGUCCAGGGGGGAGGAGGAGGAGUGGUGGAGAGUCAGGAAGGAGGGGUGACACCAGGCAGCGUAUCUGGAGAGGUGACCGUUGAAACCAGCCCGGAGCGGGAGGAGAUGAACGGGGGAGUAGGGGUGAGGAGAAGGGGGGAGGAGGAGAGUGUUGGAGGGAGGAUCCCUCUAAGUCCCUCCGUAGGGAUCUCUCCUGCUGCCACCAAUGAACAGCGCUCUCAACCUCCCAGCCAAUCAAAUGCCAGUUCCAAACCUCCAGGGGAGGAGCCAGAGAAGCCAGCCUUGAAGAAGACGUCAGGCAAAAUGGCUGCCGCAUUGGGCAAAACCAAAACAACCCCAGAGACCAAAACACUUCCUACCCCCACCGUAACCCCUGACAGCACCAAGCCCCAGGACCCCACCCCCAUCUCCGUCCCUGAACCCAAAAGAGCAGCAUCAUCGUUGCCUAGCAACGCUGAGAAGAAACAUCCGCUCUCUGUCGCUCCCGAGACUCCAACCACCCAACGGCGCAAGAUGGCCGCCCAACUCCACAACACCGGCCCAGGCCCUGCUGCUCCUACAGCUCCUGUUACUGCCUCUACCACUCCUACAGCUCCUGUUACUGCCUCUACCACUCCUACAGCUCCUGUUACUGCCUCUACCACUCCUACAGCUCCCGUCGCUGCCUCUACCACUCCUACAGCUCUUGUUACUGCCUCUACCACUGCUACAGCUCCUGUUACUGCCUCUACUACUCCUACAGCUCCCGUCGCUGCCUCACCCACUCCUACAGCUCCUGUUACUGCCUCUACUACUCCUACAGCUCCUGUUACUGCCUCUACUACUCCUACAGCUCCUGUCGCUGCCUCUACCACUCCUACAGCUCCCGUUACUGCCUCACCCACUCCUACAGCUCCCGUUACUGCCUCUACCACUCCUACAGCUCCUGUCGCUGCCUCUACCACUCCUACAGCUCCCGUCGCUGCCUCUACCACUCCUACAGCUCCCGUUACUGCCUCUACCACUCCUACAGCUCCUGUUACUACCACAGCGCCACCCCCUGACAGGAGGCCACCAGUGCAGGCUCCAGUGGAGGAGAAGAAGCAGGAGAUGGAUGAUAGGAGCUGGUGUCAGACCCAGCUCCCUGAGGCUGUAGCUGAGAAGCCUGCUGGACUGGAGGUUGGGGUGGGUGUAGGGUCCAUGGGGGUAGGAACUGGGGUGGAGAUGGGAGGGCUAGGGACAUUUGGAGCAGGGGCAGGAGCAGGGAUAUUUGGAAUAGGGGUAGGUUCAGGAGUAGGACCUGGGAUAGGGCCAAGAGGUGACGUGAGCCCCAUCGGUAGAGACCAGAGGGCAGACAGGCACAGUGAAGAGUUCAGCAUGUCCAGGGGGGGACCCAAACCGUCCGAGGGGGGUUACAGUUAUACCAUAGGGUCCCUGGGAAGCUCCCCUAGUCUAGGCCGACACACCAGCGCAUACGGCCAGGAGGUGGAGCUGGGAGGCUACGGGGGUUCCUACCACUCCUCUCUGUACGGCAGCGGGGGGGGGGGAGGGAUGUAUGGGGGCCUGGAGCACGGAGGGGUCGGGGUCAGAGGUCAUGGUAGUAGUACUGCUGAUUGGCAGAUGGACAGCGUGAUCGAACAGAUCGAGAAGCAAAUGGCGGCGGUGCUGGAGAAGAUCGAGGGGGACAUGCCCUCUCUCCUGGAACAGAUCAGUGACUGCCCCCCGCCUCCCGAACCCCCCCGCAGCACACACACCUCCCCCUCCUCACGCUCCCGCUCCUCUCAUCUCUCCGCCACCUCCUCCUCCCUCACCUCUACCUCUUCCCCCCCGCCCCUCCCCACCUCCCCCAGACCCCCUCUCCCCUCCCUCCCCCACCUCACCAUCCCCCCUCCUUCCUACCCGCCUCCCUCCCCACCCACCCACUCCCCUGGCCAGCCAAUCUGUGAGCAGGAGGAGAGAGAGGGACAGAUGGGAGCAGUCCAUUCUAGCCAAUCCCCAUCCUCCAGGCCAGGGAAGGGCCUAUAAGGUGGGUGGGUGGGGUUUGGAUCUAAUGAUGUUCCAAUAUCCACACUAGAACACCUCUUCUGUUCUAUAAUGUAUUCUAGAACACCUCUUCUGUUCUAUAAUGUAUUCUAGAACACCUCUUCUGUUCUAUAAUGUAUUCUAGAACACCUCUUCUGUUCUAUAAUGUAUUCUAGAACACCUCUUCUGUUCUAUAAUGUAUUCUAGAACACCUCUUCUGUUCUAUAAUGUAUUCUAGAACACCUCUUCUGUUCUAUAAUGUAUUCUAGAACACCUCUUCUGUUCUAUAAUGUAUUCUAGAACACCUCUUCUGUUCUAUAAUGUAUUCUAGAACACCUCUUCUGUUCUAUAAUGUAUUCUAGAACACCUCUUCUGUUCUAUAAUGUAUUCUAGAACACCUCUUCUGUUCUAUAAUGUAUUCUAGAACACCUCUUCUGUUCUAUAAUGUAUUCUAUAAUUCAUUCUAAGUAGUAUGUGACUGGAUAUAAGUAGAGCACCAGAUGGGUUUUUACAUAGGAACAAGUGUUUAUACUAGACUCUGGUACUCCACCAGAAACCUGAGAUUGAGAUUGUUCCAGAGUGCGAAUUACAGGGGGGGGAGGCUAAAUGCAACAAAGUCCAACUUUGGGGGAGGAGAGGGUCUCUAAAUAAUGCUAAUAGUAAUUUCCAUGUAAAAGGGCCCACGAGCACCAACAGGGCCCACGAGCACCAACAGGGCCCACGAGCACCAAUAGGGCCCACGAGCACCAAAAGGGCCCACGAGCACCAACAGGGCCCACGAGCACCAAUAGGGCCCACGAGCACUAACAGGGCCCACGAGCACCAAUAGGGCCCACGAGCACCAACAGGGCCCACGAGCACCAACAGGGCCCACGAGCACCAACAGGGCCCACGAUCACUGUCAUGAACCGGCUCGAAGCCCGUAACAAAAAGGGAGAAUGCAGGUGCUUCUACACCUGCAUUCUAGCUGUUUAGGGUUUUAGGCUGGGUCUCUGUACAGCACUUUGAGACAUUAGCUGAUGUACGAAGGGCUAUAUAAAAUAAACUUGAUUGAUUGAUUGAUUGAGACAACAUGGAGAUGAGGAAUAACUAAAAUAUAUUUAAUAACUGAAGUAACGUAAAUACAAUAAACAAUGGUGUGUGUAGUCAGUAGUCAGUAAUCAUUAGUCAGUAAUCAGUAGUCAGUAGUCAGUAGUCAGUAGUCAGUAAUCAGUAGUCAGUAAUCAGUAGUCAGUAGUCAGUAAUCAGUAGUCAGUAGUCAGUAAUCGGUAGUCAGUAGUCAGUAGUCAGUAAUCAGUAGUCAGUAAUCGGUAGUCAGUAAUCAGUAAUCAGUAGUCAGUAAUCAGUAAUCAGUAGUCAGUAAUCAGUAGUCAGUAAUCAGUAAUCAGUAAUCAGUAGUCAGUAAUCAGUAAUCAGUAGUCAGUAAUCAGUAAUCAGUAAUCAGUAAUCAGUAGUCAGUAAUCAGUAGUCAGUAAUCAGUAAUCAGUAGUCAGUAAUCAGUAAUCAGUAAUCAGUAGUCAGUAAUCAGUAAUCAGUAGUCAGUAAUCAGUAGUCAGUAAUCAGUAACGAGCACCAACAGGGCCCACGAGCACCAAUAGGGCCCACGAGCAUCAACAUGUUCAUAAAUGACCAGCAAGGUCAAAUAAUAAUAAUCACAGUGGUUGUCGAGGGUGCAACAGGUCAGCAGGUCAGGUAAAUGUCAGUUGGCUUUUCAUAGCCGAUCAUUCAGAGGUAGAGACGGCAGGUGUGGUAGAGAGAGGUAGAGACAGCAGGUGUGGUAGAGAGAGAGGUAGAGACAGCAGGUGCGGUAGAGAGAGAGAGAGGUAGAGACAGCAGGUGUGGUAGAGAGAGAGAGAGGUAGAGACGGCAGGUGCGGUAGAGAGAGAGAGAGGUAGAGACAGCAGGUGUGGUAGAGAGAGAGAGAGGUAGAGACGGCAGGUGCGGUAGAGAGAGAGAGAGGUAGAGACAGCAGGUGUGGUAGAUAGAGAGAGAGGUAGAGACAGCAGGUGUGGUAGAGAGAGAGAGAGGUAGAGACAGCAGGUGCAAUAGAGAGAGAGAGAUAGAGACGGCAGGUGCGGUAGAGAGAGAGAGAGGUAGAGACAGCAGGUGUGGUAGAGAGAUAGAGAGGUAGAGAGCAGGUGCGGUAGAGAGAGAGAGGUAGAGACAGCAGGUGUGGUAGAGAGAGAGAGAGAUAGAGACGGCAGGUGCGGUAGAGAGAGAGAGAGGUAGAGACAGCAGGUGUGGUAGAGAGAUAGAGAGGUAGAGACAGCAGGUGCAAUAGAGAGAGAGAGGUAGAGACAGCAGGUGUGGUAGAGAGAGAGGUAGAGACAGCAGGUGCGGUAGAGAGAGAGAGGUAGAGACAGCAGGUGCGGUAGAGAGAGAGGUAGAGACAGCAGGUGCAAUAGAGAGAGAGAGGUAGAGACAGCAGGUGUGGUAGAGAGAGAGAGGUAGAGACAGCAGGUGCGGUAGAGAAAGAGAGAGGUAGAGACAGCAGGUGUGGUAGAGAGAGAGAGGUAGAGACAGCAGGUGCGGUAGAGAGAGAGAGGUAGAGACAGCAGGUGUGGUAGAGAGAGAGGUAGAGACGGCAGGUGUGGUAGAGAGAGAGGUAGAGACAGCAGGUGCGGUAGAGAGAGAGAGAGGUAGAGACAGCAGGUGUGGUAGAGAGAGAGAGAGGUAGAGACGGCAGGUGCGGUAGAGAGAGAGAGAGGUAGAGACAGCAGGUGUGGUAGAGAGAGAGAGAGGUAGAGACGGCAGGUGCGGUAGAGAGAGAGAGAGGUAGAGACAGCAGGUGCGGUAGAGAGAGAGAGGUAGAGACAGCAGGUGUGGUAGAGAGAGAGAGAGGUAGAGACAGCAGGUGCGGUAGAGAGAGAGAGAGGUAGAGACAGCAGGUGCGGUAGAGAGAGAGAGGUAGAGACAGCAGGUGUGGUAGAGAGAGAGAGAGGUAGAGACAGCAGGUGUGGUAGAGAGAGAGAGGUAGAGACGGCAGGUGUGGUAGAGAGAGAGGUAGAGACAGCAGGUGUGGUAGAGAGAGAGGUAGAGACAGCAGGUGUGGUAGAGAGAGAGAGAGGUAGAGACAGCAGGUGUGGUAGAGAGAGAGAGAGGUAGAGACAGCAGGUGCGGUAGAGAGAGAGAGGUAGAGACAGCAGGUGCGGUAGAGAGAGAGAGGUAGAGACAGCAGGUGUGGUAGAGAGAGAGGUAGAGACAGCAGGUGUGGUAGAGAGAGAGAGGUAGAGACAGCAGGUGUGGUAGAGAGAGAGAGGUAGAGACAGCAGGUGUGGUAGAGAGAGAGAGAGGUAGAGACAGCAGGUGCGGUAGAGAGAGAGAGAGGUAGAGACGGCAGGUGUGGUAGAGAGAGAGAGGUAGAGACAGCAGGUGUGGUACAGAGAGAGGUAGAGACAGCAGGUGUGGUACAGAGAGAGGUAGAGACAGCAGGUGCGGUACAGAGAGAGGUAGAGACAGCAGGUGUGGUACAGAGAGAGGUAGAGACAGCAGGUGUGGUACAGAGAGAGGUAGAGACAGCAGGUGCGGUAGAGAGAGAGGUAGAGACAGCAGGUGUGGUACAGAGAGAGGUAGAGACAGCAGGUGCGGUAGAGAGAGAGAGAGGUAGAGACAGCAGGUGUGGUAGAGAGAGAGGUAGAGACAGCAGGUGUGGUAGAGAGAGAGAGGUAGAGACAGCAGGUGUGGUAGAGAGAGAGAGGUAGAGACAGCAGGUGCGGUAGAGAGAGAGAGAGGUAGAGACAGCAGGUGUGGUAGAGAGAGAGAGGUAGAGACAGCAGGUGUGGUAGAGAGAGAGAGGUAGAGACAGCAGGUGUGGUAGAGAGAGAGAGAGGUAGAGACAGCAGGUGCGGUAGAGAGAGAGGUAGAGACAGCAGGUGCGGUAGAGAGAGAGAGAGGUAGAGACAGCAGGUGUGGUAGAGAGAGAGAGAGGUAGAGACAGCAGGUGUGGUAGAGAGAGAGGUAGAGACAGCAGGUGUGGUAGAGAGAGAGGUAGAGACAGCAGGUGCGGUAGAGAGAGAGAGGUAGAGACAGCAGGUGUGGUAGAGAGAGGUAGAGACAGCAGGUGUGGUAGAGAGAGAGGUAGAGACGGCAGCUGCGGUAGAGAGAGAGAGAGGUAGAGACAGCAGGUGUGGUAGAGAGAUAGAGAGGUAGAGAGCAGGUGUGGUAGAGAGAGAGAGGUAGAGACAGCAGGUGUGGUAGAGAGAGAGAGAGGUAGAGACAGCAGGUGCGGUAGAGAGAGAGAGAGGUAGAGACGGCAGGUGUGGUAGAGAGAGAGAGGUAGAGACAGCAGGUGCGGUAGAGAGAGAGGUAGAGACAGCAGGUGCGGUAGAGAGAGAGAGGUAGAGACAGCAGGUGCGGUAGAGAGAGAGAGAGGUAGAGACAGCAGGUGUGGUAGAGAGAGAGAGGUAGAGACAGCAGGUGUGGUAGAGAGAGAGAGGUAGAGACAGCAGGUGUGGUAGAGAGAGAGAGAGAUAGAGACAGCAGGUGUGGUAGAGAGAGAGAGGUAGAGACAGCAGGUGUGGUAGAGAGAUAGAGAGGUAGAGAGCAGGUGCGGUAGAGAGAGAGAGGUAGAGACAGCAGGUGUGGUAGAGAGAGAGGUAGAGACAGCAGGUGUGGUAGAGAGAGAGAGGUAGAGACAGCAGGUGUGGUAGAGAGAGAGAGGUAGAGACAGCAGGUGUGGUAGAGAGAGAGGUAGAGACAGCAGGUGUGGUAGAGAGAGAGAGAGAUAGAGACGGCAGGUGCGGUAGAGAGAGAGAGAGGUAGAGACAGCAGGUGUGGUAGAGAGAUAGAGGUAGAGACAGCAGGUGUGGUAGAGAGAGAGAGAGAUAGAGACGGCAGGUGCGGUAGAGAGAGAGAGAGGUAGAGACAGCAGGUGUGGUAGAGAGAUAGAGAGGUAGAGAGCAGGUGCGGUAGAGAGAGAGAGGUAGAGACAGCAGGUGUGGUAGAGAGAGAGAGAGAUAGAGACGGCAGGUGCGGUAGAGAGAGAGAGAGGUAGAGACAGCAGGUGUGGUAGAGAGAUAGAGAGGUAGAGAGCAGGUGCGGUAGAGAGAGAGAGGUAGAGACAGCAGGUGUGGUAGAGAGAGAGGUAGAGACAGCAGGUGUGGUAGAGAGAGAUGUAGAGACAGCAGGUGCGGUAGAGAGAGAGAGGUAGAGACAGCAGGUGUGGUAGAGAGAGAGGUAGAGACAGCAGGUGCGGUAGAGAGAGAGAGGUAGAGACAGCAGGUGUGGUAGAGAGAGAGAGAGAUAGAGACGGCAGGUGCGGUAGAGAGAGAGAGAGGUAGAGACAGCAGGUGUGGUAGAGAGAUAGAGAGGUAGAGAGCAGGUGCGGUAGAGAGAGAGAGGUAGAGACAGCAGGUGUGGUAGAGAGAGAGGUAGAGACAGCAGGUGUGGUAGAGAGAGAUGUAGAGACAGCAGGUGCGGUAGAGAGAGAGAGGUAGAGACAGCAGGUGUGGUAGAGAGAGAGAGGUAGAGACAGCAGGUGUGGUAGAGAGAGAGAGAGGUAGAGACAGCAGGUGCGGUAGAGAGAGAGAGAGGUAGAGACAGCAGGUGUGGUAGAGAGAGAGGUAGAGACAGCAGGUGUGGUAGAGAGAGAGAGAGGUAGAGACAGCAGGUGUGGUAGAGAGAGAGAGAGGUAGAGACAGCAGGUGCGGUAGAGAGAGAGAGAGGUAGAGACAGCAGGUGUGGUAGAGAGAGAGGUAGAGACAGCAGGUGUGGUA